AUGGAGAACACUAAGGAGACAAGAGCGGACACGGUGAAGGCACAUUUAGAAGCGAUUGAUCAGUGCAAGGAAAAAAAGGAGAAGUAUGUAAAAUGUUUUAAUAACUGGUAUAAAAAUAAUUUCCUCAAGGGUGACCUAACACAAGCGUGCGAUGACUACUAUGAGGACUAUCAAAUUUGUGUGCUGAACGAUCUUAAUAAGAAAGGGUUGGGGCACCUGACGAAUUUGCCGAAGGGGAAGUGA
This is a messenger RNA of Plasmodium cynomolgi strain B, 243 nucleotides long. RefSeq lists its product as hypothetical. The record is from RefSeq and is a predicted model, not a curated record. Lineage: Eukaryota; Apicomplexa; Aconoidasida; Haemosporida; Plasmodiidae. Bases 1 to 243 code for a protein of 80 amino acids. The transcript is spliced from 3 exons.